This is a messenger RNA of Staurois parvus, 81 nucleotides long. Lineage: Eukaryota; Metazoa; Chordata; Amphibia; Anura; Ranidae. The record is from the annotation of a GenBank genome assembly.
AUGACAUCAUUGCUUCUCUUCCCGGCUGCAGCCGUCAUUAUCUACAGAGUACGGACUCAUCCCAUCCAAAACAACCGAUAG